This is a messenger RNA of Medicago truncatula (barrel medic), 3160 nucleotides long. RefSeq names its product protein HEADING DATE 3B. Gene Ontology annotation, biological process: regulation of photoperiodism, flowering. The record is from RefSeq and is a predicted model, not a curated record. The transcript is spliced from 4 exons. Lineage: Eukaryota; Viridiplantae; Streptophyta; Magnoliopsida; Fabales; Fabaceae. Bases 917 to 3109 code for a protein of 730 amino acids.
UGUAACGACUUUAAACGGAUAUUUCGUAAAAGAUUUAAACAUGUGGUAAGGAUGAAAUGAGUUACCCUUUGGCAUUGCCGUUUCCUUCGCCAAACAAUUGCAUGAUGAAAAUGUAAGACUUGGUCUCUCCAAUCAUAUCUUAUGCCAUAUCUUACUCUUUUUCUCUUUCAUUUGAACACUUCAUCAUCAAACAUAUAUUCUAACCCUCACUCAUCACAUCACAAUACUUGUUACAUACAUACUAGAUAUUCUCCAGUUACAAAGAUUGGGUUUUCCACAUUGUUUGGGUUCGUUGGGUCCCUUAUUCACUACUACAUCUCACUUUUUUCUUUUAUUGUUUUUUGUUUGUUUUAUAUUUGUGGUUUCAUGGUAACCUUGUCUUCUGUUCUUAUACUCAAAUCUAUGUUCCUUAUAGCUUUUUUUUCUUCUUUAAUAUCUUUCUUUCUUCUUUAUCUUUUUAAUAUUAAUUGAUUUUAGCAUUUGUUAUACACUCCUUGUUCAUGCACUUUUUCUCAUUUCUCUCAUGUGUUCCUCUUCCUUAUUGAUAAUGUACAAUCAAAAAAAUUGUUUCUUGGAAGCUGGUUAGAGGUUGAUUAUGUGUAGCCACAUGAGUUUCUUGUGGAUCAAUUGAAUUAUUUUUUAUAGGAUUGGUUCUCUCAUGAAGAUUUGAGUUUUCAAUACUUAAAAACACAUACUCUAUUGGCAAAACAAAAAAAAAUUGUAAGCCAAAAGUUUCCCUUGCACGUAAUUGCAAAGACUAAUCACUUGAGGUGUCUGGAUCCAGUUAAGGUGUUGACUGAAAAGAACAUACUCUAUUGGCAAUUUUAUGCGAAAGGAAUGUAAACUAUAUACUUUGUAAAUUUGGCAAAGAUGAGAAGCUUUUUAUGAGUUGAAAGAGUGUGGAAAAAGGAAUAGGAUGAAAGGGGCAAUUGACGAGGGAAAGGAGAUAAGUCCAAUGUUUCCUAGGUUGCAUGUUAAAGAUGCAGAGAAAGGAGGACCAAAAGCACCUCCAAGGAAUAAAAUGGCUCUCUAUGAACAAUUCAGCAUCCCUUCACAAAGUUUUGCAUCAUCAGGAUCAGGAUCAUUGUUUACUCUCCCUCUAAGAAAUUGUACAGUUCCUACAACAUCAAGCCAUCUUGGUUGUGGUCAAAGCAUCAAGUUUUACAGCUCCAAUGCAUCUUCUAUUCUAUCUGAGAAGACUCAAGCCUAUAAUUCUAGAAAGAUUAACUCAACCAAGUUGACGGCGAGUCAUGACUUAGAGCACAUGACACCAGCAAAACAAGUUACAAAGAUUCAGCAAGAUUAUUUCAUCAAUAAUAGUAAGAAUUCUUUGAAAACACUUGAUGGUGAAGAUGCUUUUAUAACUUCUGGCUCUGUUCAUGUGAAAAGUAAUCCAAGUGACAAAGAUGAAGAAAACAAACUUGCUCGCUACAAUUUGAACUGUUCGCUUAAAAGUCUAAGUUCAUUUAGAAAGGUGAUGAACUCACCUGGAACCAUAGAACUGAAAUCAGCACAAUAUGGGAAGAGCCUAAUGAAAGAGCAUAAAGAUGUGAGACAAAUUGAUCAAAAUGCAGAAGAAAAACCUCUUCACUCAUUAAAUGGUUUCAAUGACACGACAAAUGCAUCCUCAAACUCAUCGAUUAAAGAUAGGAAUUCUAAAUCAAUGAAUAAAGAACAAAGAUCGCUGAAGGAAGAAAAUAGAAAUAUUUCAGUAGAUAGCUUGAAAACAUUACAAGGUAGCAAUGGUCAUAGAUAUGAAGAUCAUGUAGCUUUUGCGGACAAAAUCAAUUUAAGGGAUCACUGCAGUGAGAAGCCAACGAUGAGUGAUUUCCAAAAAUGUUCUCGUGAGUUAGAAAUCGGUACAAGGUCCUCACAUGGCAAGAGAGAGAGGAGUAAAGAUGAGGAGACAAGUAAAAAUUAUGAUGCCUUGAAUAAAUCCAGCUCAAAAUGUAGAUUUGGUAUGGAUAUCUCCCCUGACGAUGUCGUAGGACUUAUAGGUGAAAAACAAUUUUGGAAAACAAGAAGAACGAUCAUCAAUCAACAGAGAAUCUUCUUCAUGCAAGUGUUUGAGUUGCAUAGACUUAUAAAGGUGCAAAGAUUAAUUGCUGGAUCACCAAAUCUAUUGUUUGAAGAUAAACUUUUACUCAACAAACCAUCUGUAGAAGCAUCCUCCUCCAAUAAGUUACAAUCUGACUUUAUCAGUGAACAACAGCCGACAGUUUUCAAACUCGACAGCAAGUCCGAGAAGGCCACUACUUCCGAGGAUGUUGAAAACAAUGCAGUUGGAAAGAUUUCCCUUCCUUUUGUCAACAAUAUAAGCAAAGAAAAUAAUCAGCUUUCAAAUUAUGGCAAUCAUCAUUUAGGAAACCUUGCAUUAGCCUCUGCAGAUAAAAGUUCCAAUGCCAAACACUCUCCAAACAUUGUCUACCCUCCACCACCACCAAACCAAUGGUUAGUUCCUGUCAUGUCUCCAUCUGAAGGUCUUGUAUAUAAGCCAAUCAUUGGACCAUGCCCUCCAAAUUCUGGCGGCAUCAUGACACCGUUAUACGGUGGUUGCAGUCCAAUGAGCUUCAAUCAAGGGAGCAAAGAUGUUGUUAUGGAUCCAUCUCUUACUACAAGUUUUCAUCAAAAGAUUCGACUCCUUUCUGGUUCGUCAUUACCACAAUUGUUACCACCAUGUGUUCCAUCAUUCAUGCAUAGAUCUAUAUCAGCUUCUUCUGUUGAACAAAUGGCACAAUCUAAUGGUCCUAAAAAUCAUUACUCAUCGGCAGAACUCAAUUCAACCAUACUGUACCAAAGUCCAUCUAACAUGUCCACUCAGAUAAGUCAUGUAAUGGCAAGAAAUUUUUCACCUUACCAAUCAUUGGAAGAUAAUAAAGAACUACAAAUAAGUAUAGCUAAUAGUCCAUCCAAGAGAAUGAAAAGAGAUGAACUUCCUUUGUUUCCGUUGGCACCGACGUUUUGGUCAUCACCAGAUCGCGACUCAAUUGAUGAACACCAGGAACAUCACUCAAGAGUAAUCAAAGCUCUUCCUCAUAAUCCAAAAUCAGCAAGUGAGUCAGCAGCCAAGAUAUUCAAAUCAAUACAAGAAGAAAGGAAAUUUUUGUGACAAGUUUUUUUCUUCAUAAUAUGUCUAAUAAAGCAAGAUAUUCUAAUAUGA